Messenger RNA from Gongylonema pulchrum, 282 nucleotides. Lineage: Eukaryota; Metazoa; Nematoda; Chromadorea; Rhabditida; Gongylonematidae. The record is from the annotation of a GenBank genome assembly.
AUGAAGAUAAUGAAUGGUUGUUUGCGGUCGCUCGGAGUUGUUGCUUUCGUACUGGUCAACAACAAAAUGCCCUAUAAUGAGCAGGUGGCAAGCAACGAUGUAAUUGUGGAAGCGCAGCGUCAGCGUUCCUAUCGCUAUUCGAGGAAGCUACAGAUCAGCCAGGCAUGCCGAUGCACCAUCGACUGGAUGAUGACAUUUGAUUAUGAUGCAAGACCCAGCAUACAACAGGUUAGACAUUGCCCCCAAAAUAACCUUCAUUCUACAAACCGCGGAACCUGCUGA